AUGUGGAUUGAGACAAGGAAUGUCGCCCUCAAGGUCUUCGCAGUAGCCACAGAAAGUGAAGCCAUACUCAGGGAUGUUUUCAGAGACUUUGAGGUUAUCAUGAAGUUGACAGGAAGAUCUGGGGAGUGGAAUGCACACAUCAUCACCUUGAUCAGUAGGGAUGGCCAUGGUGCCAACCAUGAACAGAGCAGUCGCGGUGAAGAUGGAGAGGAACUUCACGCUUGCGGUCAGAAAGAAGUCUUAACGGACGCGUGGGAAGAGAGAUUUGAGCUCAAGAGAUCAACUGAAGUGUGGCUUAAAAAAUUUCCUAUCUGGUUGUGGGCGAGAAGGGCACCUUUAUAUAACUUCACGAAAAUCGUCUUAGAUAUCAAAAUCAGGGAGCACCUGCCUUCCCAUGAUAAAGUGAAAUGCUCGAUCGGCGAAGAGAAAGCCAUCAACAUGUAA
This is a messenger RNA of Coccidioides immitis RS, 444 nucleotides long. RefSeq lists its product as uncharacterized. Lineage: Eukaryota; Fungi; Ascomycota; Eurotiomycetes; Onygenales; Onygenaceae. The coding region runs from base 1 to 444 and encodes 147 amino acids. The transcript is spliced from 2 exons. The record is from RefSeq and is a predicted model, not a curated record.